UUCACCCGAAGUGCGGACGUAAUCAAUCGACGCUCCGUGAAAAAAAUUUUCAAAAAGAGAAAAAUUCUUGUUAAAAUCUUUUUAAAAAUACUCAAAAACAUUAAAAUAGUGAAAACAUAAGAGUUUCCUUAUGGGUGAUUCUUUGGAAAAUCCCGAUACUUCGGUGGAGGCGGUACAAAAUGUAACCAUAGUGGACUAUGGAGCCUUCGCCAAUUACAUACGCAAAGCUGUUACCAUUCUAUUGCCGGAGGAAGAUGUAGUGCCACCGGCUUUGAAUGUAGCACUCGAGGAUUUAGAUAAUCAAGAAAAGAUUAAGAAAUUCUUAUCGGAUCCUCAAGUGCAAGCUUUGUACAUACAAAGAAAUUGCUUAAAAGAAGAUGAAAAUGAACAACCUGCUGAAGGCGAAGAAGAAAAAGAAUUCGUCAACUAUCAAAUCAGCAAUGAUGUUCAUUUCACCAAUAGUCGUAUGGCAUCGUUGGCCUGUAUCAAACGUGGUGCUGUCAUCGAGGCUGACAAGUCCAUACAUUCCCAAUUGCGUUUAAUUAACUUUUCGGAUGGUUCUCCAUACGAAACUUUACACGCUUUCAUUAGCAAAUCAUUGGCACCCUAUUUCAAGUCCUAUGUCAAAGAGUCUGGCCGUGCUGAUCGUGAUGGCGAUAAAAUGGCUCCCUCGGUUGAGAAAAAAUUGGCUGAACUUGAAAUGGGUCUCUUGCAUUUGCAACAAAAUAUUGAUAUACCCGAAAUUACCUUAACGGCUCAUCCUAUGGUUAAUUCCGUUAUACGCAAGUGUUCCGAUGAGAAUCGUAAAGCUAAAGUUGGUGACUUUGGCGAUAAGGUAGAGGAUUCUUCGUUUUUAAAUCAACUUCAGAAUGGUGUUAAUCGUUGGAUUAAGGAAAUUAAAAAGGUUACGAAAUUGGAUCGUGAUCCUUCUUCCGGUACUGCCUUGCAAGAAAUUUCCUUUUGGUUAAACUUGGAAAGGGCACUCUAUCGUAUCCAGGAGAAACGUGAGAGUCCCGAGGUGGCUUUAACCUUGGAUAUUUUAAAGCAUGGUAAACGUUUCCAUGCCACUGUGUCGUUUGAUACUGACACCGGCCUUAAGCAGGCUUUGGCCAUGGUGGCUGAUUAUAAUCCUUUAAUGAAAGAUUUCCCCAUUAAUGACUUACUCUCCGCAACUGAAUUGGAGAAAAUUAGACCUGCUGUUCAGCAGAUUUUCUCCCACUUGCGUAAAGUUCGUAAUACCAAGUAUCCCAUACAACGUUGUCUUAAACUUAUUGAGGCCAUUUCUCGUGACUUGUCUCAACAACUGUUAAAGGUAUUGGGAACUCGUCGUUUAAUGCACAUUCCAUUUGAUGAAUUCGAACGUGUUAUGAAUCAAUGUUUCGAAAUCUUUAGCUGCUGGGAUGAUGAGUACGAUAAGUUGCAAGGACUUUUGCGUGACAUUGUCAAGAAGAAGCGUGAUGAACAUUUGAAAAUGGUAUGGCGUGUUUCGCCUGCCCAUAAGAAGUUGCAGACACGCAUGGAACAUAUGCGCAAAUUCCGCAGACAACAUGAACAAUUGCGCACUGUCAUUUUGCGUGUAUUGCGACCCACCAAGCAACAACAACAAAUUGAAAACAAUGCCAUUGAGGCUAAACAACCCUACAGCUUGGAAGCUGAUGAUGCCAAUGCUAUUGAGGAAGUUAACUUGGCUUAUGAAAAUGUCAAGGAAGUUGAUUGCUUGGACAUUACCAAGGAGGGCUCCGAAGCUUGGGAGGCCGCUGUCAAGCGCUAUGAGGAACGUAUUGAUCGUGUGGAAACACGUAUCACUGCUCACUUACGUGAUCAAUUGGGCACAGCCAAGAAUGCCAAUGAAAUGUUCCGCAUUUUCUCAAGAUUCAAUGCUCUCUUCGUAAGACCUCACAUUCGUGGAGCUAUACGUGAAUAUCAAACUCAACUUAUACAGAGAGUCAAAGAUGAUAUUGAAGCUUUACAUGAGAAAUUUAAGGUUCAAUAUCCCCAAUCCAAAAGCUGUCGCUUAUCUACCGUACGCGAUUUACCCCCAGUCGCUGGUUCCAUUAUUUGGGCUCGUCAGAUUAACAAUCAACUUACCAUGUACUUAAAACGUGUCGAAGAUGUUUUGGGUAAAGGUUGGGAAUCGCACAUUGAGGGCCAGAAACUUAAAGCUGAUGGUGAUAGUUUCCGUGCUAAACUCAACAUCGAUGAAGUAUUUCAAGAAUGGGCUCGUAAAGUACAGGAACGUAACUUCGGCAGCACUGGCCGUAUAUUCACCAUCGAUUCGGCACGUUCUCGUUCGGGUAAAGGUAAUAUCUUAAAGUUACGCGUUAACUUUUUACCCGAAAUCAUAACAUUGUCUAAGGAAGUGAGAAAUAUUAAGAACUUAAGUUUUAGAGUUCCUUUGACAAUUGUUAAUAAGGCUCAUCAGGCUAAUCAAAUUUAUCCUUAUGCCAUUUCCUUGAUUGAAAGUGUUCGCACUUACGAACGUACAUUGGAAAAGCUAAAUAAUAGGAGUUUAGCACAAAAUUCUGUCUUCAAGAUUGAAGACCGUGCUAGUAUUGUACCUUUGGUAGCUGGUUUGCGUAAGGAAGUCUUGAAUUUAGUAUCUGAAGGUAUUGGUCUAGUAUGGGAAUCUUAUAAAUUGGAUCCUUAUGUCUUGCGUUUAUCGGAAUGUGUUACUCAAUUCCAAGAGAAGGUUGAAGAUCUUUUGGUGGUGGAAGAACAAUUGGAUGUUGAUGUGCGCUCUUUGGAGACAUGUCCUUAUAGUGCCGCCACUUUUGUAGAGAUUUUAUCGAAAAUACAACACGCUGUUGAUGAUUUAUCUUUACGUCAAUACUCGAAUUUAAGUGUUUGGGUAUCACGCCUCGAUGAAGAGGUAGAGAAGAAGCUAGCCAUACGUUUGCAGGCUGGUAUUCAGGCCUGGACUGAAGCCUUGACUGGCAAUAAAAAAGAAGUCGACCUUUCUAUGGAUACCGAUGCUCCAGCUCAGCCUACCCAUAAAUUGGGUGGUGAACCUCAAAUACAAAAUGCUGUUCAUGAAAUACGCAUUACCAAUCAGCAGAUGUAUUUGUAUCCUUCCAUCGAGGAGGCUAGAUUCCAAAUUAUGCAACAAUUGUUUGCCUGGCAAGCAAUUGUUACAUCUCAAGUACGUUUGCAAAGCUCACGCUAUCAAGUCGGUUUAGAUAAGCCGGUCUCGCAAACUUACCGCAAUCUUCUUACUAAAUUGCCAGAGAAUAAGAUUUUGGAAAAUGCCUACGAUGCUAUUGAGAGUAAAAUUAGUGAGGUACGCAACUAUGUUGAUGAAUGGUUGCGUUAUCAGUCCUUGUGGGAUCUGCAAGCUGAUACGCUUUACGGCCGUUUGGGCGAAGAUGUUAACUUGUGGAUAAAGUGUUUGAAUGACAUCAAGAAAUCUAGAACUACCUUUGAUACUUCGGAUACUAGACGCGCCUAUGGUCCUAUUGUUAUUGAUUAUGCCAAGGUACAGGCUAAGGUAACUUUGAAAUAUGACUCCUGGCAUAAGGAGGCUUUGGGCAAAUUUGGCACUCUAUUGGGCAAUGAAAUGUCCACCUUCCAUACCAAGGUUUCAAAGUCUAGAACUGAUUUGGAAAUGCAAAGUAUUGAGGCCGCCAGUACUACUGAUGCCGUUAGUUUCAUUACCUAUGUUCAAUCACUUAAAAAGGAAAUGUUGGUCUGGGACAAACAAGUUGAGGUCUUCCGUGAGGCUCAACGCAUUUUGGAACGUCAACGUUUCCAAUUCCCCAACAAUUGGUUGCAUGUCGAUAAUAUCGAAGGAGAAUGGUCUGCCUUCAAUGAAAUUAUUAAACGCAAAGACACUGCUAUACAAACUCAAGUGGCUAGUUUGCAAGCUAAAAUUGUGGCUGAAGAUAAGGCCGUUGAAACUCGUACUAUUGACUUUCUUAAGGAUUGGGAAGAUAAUAAACCCACUGGCGGUAAAAUACGUCCUGAUGAUGCUCUACAACAAUUGCAAAUGUUUGAGAGCAAAUAUUCUCGUUUGAAGGAGGAACGUGAUAAUGUAGCCAAGGCCAAGGAAGCUUUGGAAUUGCAAGAGUCAGCGGUGCCCAAUAACAGUUCGGAACGCAUGAAUGUGGCUUUGGAAGAAUUGCAAGAUUUGCGUGGAGUCUGGAGUGAAUUGUCUAAAGUUUGGACACAAAUUGAUGAAACUCGUGAAAAGCCUUGGUUAUCUGUACAACCACGCAAAUUACGUCAACAGUUGGAGGCUUUGAUGUCUCAGCUCAAAGAAUUGCCCGCUCGUUUGCGUAUGUACGAGUCUUACGAGUAUGUUAAGAAAUUGAUUCAAAGUUACAUCAAGGUUAACAUGUUGAUUGUUGAACUUAAAUCGGAUGCCCUCAAAGAACGUCAUUGGAAACAAUUGACUAAAGAAUUACGUGUUAACUGGGUAAUAUCUGAUCUUACUCUAGGCCAAGUUUGGGAUGUAAACCUACAAAAAAAUGAGAAUAUUGUCAAGGAUAUAAUGCGUGUUGCCCAGGGUGAAAUGGCCUUGGAAGAAUUCUUGAAACAAGUUCGUGACACCUGGCAGAGUUAUGAAUUGGAUUUGAUUAAUUAUCAAAACAAAUGUCGCAUCAUACGUGGCUGGGAUGAUUUGUUCAAUAAGGUUAAGGAACACAUUAACUCGGUGGCUGCCAUGAAAUUGUCACCUUUCUACAAGGUCUUCGAAGAGGAAACCAUAACCUGGGAGGAGAAAUUGAAUCGUAUUAAUGCUCUCUUUGAUGUUUGGAUUGAUGUACAACGUCGCUGGGUUUAUUUGGAGGGUAUUUUCUCAGGCAGUGCUGAUAUUAAGUCCUUGUUGCCUCAAGAAACUUCUAGAUUCCAAAGUAUUAGCUCCGAAUUUUUGGGCCUUAUGAAAAAGGUAGCCAAGUCCCCCAAAGUAAUGGAUGUUUUGAACAUUCCAGCUGUCCAGCGUUCGCUUGAACGUUUGGCUGAUCUUUUGGGCAAAAUACAAAAAGCUUUGGGUGAAUAUUUGGAACGUGAACGUACUUCCUUCCCACGUUUCUACUUUGUGGGUGAUGAAGAUCUUUUAGAAAUUAUUGGCAACAGCAAAAAUAUUGCCCGUUUACAAAAACAUUUCAAGAAAAUGUUUGCCGGUAUUGCUGCCAUACUUUUGAAUGAAGACAACACCGUCAUCUUGGGUAUUUCUUCACGCGAGGGAGAAGAAGUUAAAUUCAUUAAUCCUGUAUCUACGGUGGAACAUCCUAAGAUUAAUGAAUGGUUGUCUUUGGUGGAAAAACAAAUGCGUUUCACUUUGGCUUCUCUAUUGGCUCAAGCUGUCCAAGAUAUUAAGCAAUUCCGUGAAGGACAAAUUGAACCUCAAAAAUAUAUGGAAUGGUGUGAUAAAUAUCAAGCCCAAAUCGUGGUUUUAGCUGCCCAAAUUCUUUGGUCUGAGGAUGUAGAAGCUGGUUUGCAACAGGCCUCUGAGGCUAACAGCACCAAACCCUUGCAACGUGUCUUGGGCACUGUAGAGUCUACUCUCAAUGUUUUAGCCGAUUCGGUAUUGCAAGAACAGCCAGCUUUGCGCAGAAAGAAAUUGGAACAUUUGAUUAAUGAAUUUGUACACAAACGUACGGUAACCCGACGUUUGAUUACCAAUGGUGUCACCAGUCCUAAAUCUUUCCAAUGGUUAUGUGAAAUGAGAUUCUAUUUCGAUCCUAGACAAACUGAGGUUUUACAACAACUUACUAUUCAUAUGGCCAAUGCUCGCUUCUUCUACGGCUUCGAGUAUUUGGGCGUACAAGAUCGUCUGGUUCAAACUCCUUUAACAGAUCGUUGCUAUUUGACUAUGACUCAAGCUUUAGAAUCACGUUUGGGUGGUUCUCCUUUCGGUCCUGCUGGUACGGGUAAAACUGAAUCCGUCAAAGCUUUGGGCAAUCAAUUGGGUCGCUUUGUCUUGGUCUUCAAUUGUGAUGAAACAUUUGAUUUCCAAGCUAUGGGUCGUAUUUUCGUGGGUCUUUGUCAAGUAGGUGCUUGGGGUUGCUUCGACGAAUUCAAUCGUUUGGAAGAACGUAUGCUUUCCGCUUGUUCGCAACAAAUUCAAACUAUACAGGAAGCUUUGAAAUACGAAAUGGAUACCAAUAAGGAAAGUAUCACCGUGGAAUUGGUGGGUAAACAAGUGCGCGUAUCUUCCGAUAUGGCUAUCUUCAUUACCAUGAAUCCUGGUUAUGCUGGACGUUCUAAUUUACCCGAUAACUUGAAGAAACUCUUCCGUUCAUUGGCUAUGACCAAACCUGAUCGUCAACUUAUUGCCGAGGUGAUGUUAUUCUCACAAGGUUUCCGUUCGGCUGAAAAAUUGGCCUGCAAGAUUGUACCCUUCUUUAAGUUGUGUGACGAACAGUUGUCUAAUCAAUCUCAUUACGAUUUUGGCUUGCGUGCCUUAAAAUCGGUGCUCAUUUCUGCUGGUAAUGUUAAACGUGAUCGUAUACAGAAAAUCAAGGAGACCUUAAAGGCUAGAGGCGAAGAAAAUAUUGAUGAGGCUCAAGUGGCUGAAAAUCUACCCGAACAAGAAAUUCUCAUACAAUCGGUGUGUGAAACAAUGGUUCCCAAAUUGGUGGCUGAAGAUAUUCCUCUACUAUUCUCUCUUUUGAGUGAUGUGUUCCCCAAUGUAGGUUAUACUCGCGCUGAAAUGAAGGGCUUGAAAGAUGAAAUCCGUAAAGUUUGCCAAGAGGAUUAUUUGGUUUGUGGUGAAGGUGAUGAACAAGGAGCUGCUUGGAUGGAAAAAGGAUUUGGUGAAACUUGGGUUGAUAAAGUUUUACAACUUUAUCAAAUUUCCCGUCUCAAUCAUGGUCUUAUGAUGGUGGGUCCCUCCGGCUCAGGUAAAUCUACCGCCUGGCGUACUUUGCUAAAGGCUCUUGAACGUUAUGAGGGCGUAGAGGGCGUGGCUCAUGUCAUUGAUCCCAAAGCCAUUUCUAAAGAAGCUCUUUAUGGUGUUAUGGAUCCCAAUACACGUGAAUGGACUGAUGGUUUGUUUACUCAUGUCUUGCGUAAAAUUAUCGAUAAUGUUCGUGGUGAAAUCAAUAAACGUCAAUGGAUUAUUUUCGAUGGUGAUGUCGAUCCUGAAUGGGUUGAAAAUUUGAAUUCCGUUUUGGAUGACAAUAAACUUUUGACUCUACCCAAUGGUGAACGUUUGUCUUUGCCACCAAAUGUACGCAUUAUGUUUGAGGUUCAAGAUUUGAAAUUUGCCACUUUGGCUACUGUUUCUCGUUGUGGUAUGGUUUGGUUCUCUGAGGAUGUUCUCUCGACUGAGAUGAUCUUUGAAAAUUAUUUAUCACGUUUGCGCUCCAUACCCUUGGAGGAUAAUGACGAUGACUUUGUGGGCAUUGUUAAGCCUGUUAAAGAUAAAGAAGAUGAAGUCUCUCCCUCUUUGCAAGUGCAACGAGAUAUUGCUUUACUAUUGCAACCCUUCUUUUCGGCCGAUGGCAUUGUGGUACGCAGUUUGGAAUAUGCCAUGGAUCAAGAGCACAUCAUGGACUUUACACGUCUAAGGGCUUUAAGUUCUUUGUUCUCUAUGUUGAAUCAAGCAGCAAGAAAUGUCUUAAACUAUAAUUCGACUCAUCCCGAUUUUCCUUGCUCCGCCGAUCAGUUAGAGCAUUAUAUACCAAAGGCUUUGAUUUACUCAGUUUUGUGGUCCUUUGCUGGUGAUGCUAAACUUAAGGUACGCACUGAUUUGGGUGAUUUUGUACGUAGUGUUACUACCGUACCACUACCAGGCUCCUCUGGUGUACCUAUUAUUGAUUUCGAAGUUAGCAUGAACGGUGAAUGGGUGCCUUGGUCUAACAAAGUGCCCGUUAUUGAAGUGGAAACUCAUAAAGUGGCUUCUCCUGAUAUUGUGGUACCCACAUUGGAUACCGUGCGUCAUGAAUCUUUACUGUACACUUGGUUGGCUGAACACAAACCUUUGGUAUUGUGCGGUCCUCCUGGUUCUGGUAAGACUAUGACCUUGUUCUCAGCCUUGAGAGCUCUUCCCGAUAUGGAAGUUGUUGGCUUGAAUUUCUCUUCGGCCACUACACCCGAACUUUUACUCAAGACCUUCGAUCAUUAUUGCGAGUACCGUAAGACACCAAAUGGUGUUGUUCUAUCUCCCGUUCAAAUUGGCAAAUGGUUGGUAUUGUUCUGUGAUGAAAUCAAUUUGCCCGAUAUGGACUCAUAUGGCACUCAGCGUGUUAUUUCAUUCUUGCGUCAGCUGGUUGAACACAAAGGUUUCUAUAGAGCCAGUGAUCAAGCUUGGGUAUCUUUGGAACGUAUUCAAUUUGUGGGAGCCUGUAAUCCACCCACUGAUCCAGGUCGUAAACCUCUUUCUCAUCGUUUCUUGAGACAUGUACCCAUCAUUUAUGUCGAUUAUCCUGGAGAGACCUCAUUAAAACAAAUUUAUGGCACAUUCUCGAGAGCCAUGUUGCGCUUAAUGCCCACUCUUCGUGGUUAUGCCGAACCUUUGACCAACGCUAUGGUAGAAUUCUAUUUGGCCUCUCAAGAUCGCUUCACGCAAGACAUGCAACCGCAUUAUGUGUACUCUCCUCGUGAAAUGACUCGUUGGGUACGUGGCAUAUGCGAAGCUAUACGUCCACUUGAUUCACUACCAGUUGAAGGUCUAGUACGCAUUUGGGCUCAUGAAGCUUUACGUCUAUUCCAAGAUCGUUUGGUUGACGACACCGAACGUAGAUGGACGAAUGAGAAUAUUGAUACUGUAGCCUUAAAACACUUCCCCGGCAUUAAUUCCGAGGAAGCUUUGGCUCGUCCCAUUUUGUACAGUAACUGGUUGUCUAAGGAUUACAUGCCGGUCAAUCGUGAAGAAUUACGUGAUUACGUACGUGCUCGCCUCAAGGUCUUCUACGAGGAAGAAUUGGAUGUUCCACUGGUACUUUUCGACGAAGUUUUGGAACAUGUUCUACGUAUCGAUCGUAUUUUCCGUCAACCACAAGGUCACUUGCUAUUGAUUGGUGUUUCGGGUGCUGGUAAAACUACACUCUCGCGUUUUGUUGCUUGGAUGAAUGGUCUCUCGAUAUUCCAAAUUAAAGUCCAUAAUAAAUAUACCGGUGAAGAUUUUGAUGAAGAUUUACGUUCGGUAUUACGUCGUUCGGGUUGCAGAGAUGAAAAGAUUGCUUUCAUCUUGGAUGAAUCUAACGUUUUAGAUUCUGGCUUCUUGGAACGUAUGAACACUUUGCUGGCUAACGGUGAAGUACCUGGUCUGUUCGAGGGAGAUGAGUACACUACUCUAAUGACUCAGUGUAAGGAGGGUGCUCAACGUGAGGGUCUUAUGUUGGAUUCAAGUGAUGAAUUGUAUAAAUGGUUCACUCAACAAGUCAUGCGUAAUUUACACGUUGUCUUCACCAUGAAUCCCUCUACUGAUGGCCUUAAAGACCGUGCUGCCACCUCACCAGCCUUGUUCAAUCGUUGUGUACUCAAUUGGUUCGGUGACUGGUCCGAUUCUGCCCUCUUCCAAGUUGGCAAAGAAUUCACAACACGCGUUGAUUUGGAAAAACCAUCUUGGACACCACCCGAUUUCUUCCCAGCAGUCUGUCCCCUCGUGCCAACUCAGCCCACUCACCGUGAUGCUGUCAUCAACAGUUGUGUCUAUGUACAUCAGACUUUACAUCAAGCCAAUGCUCGUUUGGCUAAACGUGGCGGACGCACCAUGGCUGUCACACCACGUCAUUAUCUAGAUUUCAUUCAUCACUUCGUCAAACUGUACAAUGAAAAACGCAGUGAUUUGGAGGAACAACAAUUGCAUUUGAAUGUCGGUCUUAAUAAGAUUGCCGAAACUGUGGAACAAGUCGAAGAAAUGCAAAAGUCAUUGGCUGUUAAAAAACAAGAACUACAGGCCAAGAAUGAGGCCGCCAAUGCUAAACUUAAACAAAUGUUUAAGGAUCAACAGGAGGCCGAAGUUAAGAAGAUACAAUCUCAAGAAUUGCAAAAUAAAUUGGCCGAACAAACCGUCAAGAUUGAGGAGAAACGUAAAUAUGUCAUGGCCGAUUUGGCUCAAGUAGAACCUGCUGUUAUUGAAGCACAACAAGCUGUAAAAUCGAUACGCAAACAACAACUUGUUGAAGUGAGAACUAUGGCAAAUCCACCUUCCGUGGUUAAAUUGGCACUUGAAUCGAUCUGUUUGUUGCUGGGUGAAAAUGCCAACGAUUGGAAAUCGAUUCGUGCUGUUAUAAUGCGUGAAAAUUUUAUAAAUUCAAUUGUAUCUAACUUCAGUACUGAAAUGAUAACCGAUGAUGUUCGUGAAAAGAUGAAAUCGAAAUAUUUAAGCAAUCCUGACUAUAACUUUGAAAAGGUUAAUCGUGCUUCAUUGGCUUGCGGUCCUAUGGUUAAAUGGGCUAUUGCUCAGAUCGAAUACGCUGACAUGUUGAAACGCGUUGAGCCGCUACGUGAUGAAUUACGCUCACUUGAAGAUCAAGCUGAAGUCAACAAGAAAAACGCUGAUGAAACUAAAUCACUUGUGGAACAAUUAGAACAAAGUAUUUCUGCCUAUAAGGAAGAAUAUGCUCAAUUGAUUUCUCAAGCACAAGCUAUUAAAACCGAUUUGGAGAAUGUACAAGCCAAGGUCGAUCGUUCGAUUGCUUUACUCAAGAGUUUGAAUAUUGAACGUGAACGUUGGGAAUGUACUAGUGAAACCUUUAAAUCACAAAUGUCCACCAUUAUUGGUGAUGUUCUACUAUCGGCUGCUUUUAUAGCCUAUGGAGGUUAUUUCGAUCAACAUUAUCGUACCAAUCUCUUUACCACCUGGUCACAACAUUUACAAUCAGCCAAUAUACAAUAUAGAGGUGAUAUUGCACGCACUGAAUAUCUCUCGAAUCCCGAUGAACGUUUGAGAUGGCAGGCCAAUGCUUUACCCACUGAUGAUCUUUGCACUGAGAAUGCUAUAAUGUUGAAGAGAUUCAACAGAUAUCCAUUGAUCAUUGAUCCUUCUGGUCAGGCAACCACUUUCUUGUUGAAUGAAUAUGCUGGCAAAAAGAUUACCAAAACUUCGUUCUUGGAUGAUUCGUUCCGUAAGAAUUUGGAAUCAGCCUUGCGUUUCGGUAAUCCGCUAUUAGUGCAGGAUGUUGAAAAUUACGAUCCCAUAUUGAAUCCCGUUUUGAAUCGUGAAUUGAGAAGAAGUGGCGGCAGAGUUUUGAUAACAUUGGGCGAUCAAGAUAUCGAUCUGUCACCCUCAUUUGUUAUCUUCUUGUCUACACGUGAUCCUACUGUCGAAUUUCCACCCGACAUUUGUUCUCGUGUAACAUUCGUCAACUUCACUGUGACCAGAAGCUCAUUGCAAUCUCAGUGUUUGAAUCAAGUAUUAAAGGCCGAACGUCCCGAUAUCGAUGAGAAGAGAUCGGAUUUAUUGAAAUUACAAGGCGAAUUCCGUUUGCGUUUGCGUCAAUUGGAAAAGAGUCUGUUGCAGGCUUUGAACGAUGCCAAGGGUAAGAUUUUGGAUGAUGAUUCUGUUAUUGCUACCUUGGAGACCUUGAAGAAGGAGGCUUAUGACAUCAACCAGAAGGUGGAUGAAACUGAUAAGGUUAUAGCUGAAAUUGAAACGGUAUCACAACAAUAUUUGCCUUUGUCGGUGGCCUGCAGUAACAUCUACUUUACCAUGGACAGUUUGAAUCAAGUUCACUUCUUGUAUCAAUACUCAUUGAAAAUGUUCUUGGACAUAUUUUCCACUGUUUUGUAUAACAAUAAGAAAUUGGAAGGCAAGUCCGAUAACACUGAACGAUUGGGCAUUAUUACGCGCGAUCUAUUCCAGGUAUGCUAUGAUCGUGUAGCUCGUGGUAUGUUGCACAAUGAUAGAUUGACCUUUGCUCUGCUGAUGUGCAAGAUUCACUUGAAGGGCACUUCUGAAAUGAAUCUAGAUCCUGAAUUCAGCUUCUUCUUGAGAAGCAAAGAAGGUCUUUUGGCUAAUCCUACUCCAGUGGAGGGCUUAACACACGAACAAAUAGAUGGCGUUAAUCGUUUGGCAACAAGAGUUCCAAUAUUCCGCAAAUUGAUCGACAAAUUACGUUCGAUUCCCGAAUUAGGAGCCUGGUUACAACAGAGUUCGCCCGAACAAUGUGUACCUCAGCUAUGGGAUGAGUCUAAGGCUUUGACACCCAUUGCCACUUCGGUACAUCAAUUGCUGUUGAUCCAGGCCUUUAGACCAGAUCGUGUUAUUGCUGCUGCCCACAAUGUAGUCAAUGCCGUAUUAGGAGAAGACUUUAUGCAAACGGCUGAAGAUGAAUUAGACUUUGCUGCUGUUGUUGAGAAACAAUUGAAUGCCAAUACUCCAGCUUUGUUAUGUUCUGUGCCCGGUUUCGAUGCUUCAGGCCGUGUAGAUGAUUUAGCUGCUGAAUUGAAUAAACAAAUCUCCAGUAUUGCUAUUGGUUCUGCUGAAGGUUUCAAUCAAGCUGAAAGUGCCAUUAAUAUGGCUUGCAAGACUGGCCGUUGGGUAUUGCUUAAGAACGUGCAUUUGGCUCCUCAAUGGUUGGUACAACUCGAAAAGAAAUUACACUCUUUGCAGCCACAUUCUGGUUUCCGUCUCUUCUUAACCAUGGAAAUUAAUCCUAAAGUACCAGUUAAUCUCUUGAGAGCCGGCAGAAUCUUUGUCUUUGAACCACCACCAGGCAUCAGAGCCAAUUUGUUGAGAACCUUCAAUACCGUGCCACCAGGCCGCAUGAUGAAGACACCCAGUGAAAGAGCCAGAUUGUACUUCCUGUUGGCCUGGUUCCACGCCAUUGUACAGGAACGUUUGCGUUACGUUCCUCUGGGUUGGGCCAAGAAAUACGAAUUCAAUGAAAGUGAUUUGAGAGUGGCUUGUGAUACGCUCGACACUUGGAUUGAUACUACCGCCAUGGGCAGAACUAAUUUGCCACCAGAGAAAGUACCAUGGGAUGCUUUAGUAACUCUACUAUCGCAAUCGAUCUAUGGUGGUAAAAUCGAUAACGAUUUCGAUCAACGUCUAUUGACUUCGUUCUUGAAGAAACUCUUUACCGCCAGAUCGUUUGAAGCUGACUUUGCUUUGGUCGCUAAUGUGGAUGGAGCCAGUGGAGGUCAGCGUCAUAUUACCAUGCCCGAUGGCACUAGAAGAGAUCAUUUCCUUAAAUGGAUUGAAAAUCUCACUGAUAGGCAAACACCUUCCUGGCUGGGUCUGCCCAAUAACGCUGAAAAAGUGUUACUCACCACUCGUGGUACUGACUUGGUCAGUAAGUUGCUGAAGAUGCAGCAGCUAGAGGAUGAUGAAGAAUUGGCCUAUACCAUAGAGGAAACCAAUGAACAGGCCGCUGCUGCUGCAGCUCAACGUCAAGAAGAUGGCCGUCCUUCCUGGAUGAAGGUAUUGCAUAAUUCCGCCACCGCAUGGUUGGAAUUGUUGCCAAAGAAUCUGGCCACUCUCAAGAGAACUGUGGAGAAUAUCAAAGAUCCUUUGUAUCGUUACUUUGAACGUGAAGUUACAAUGGGCGCUAAAUUGCUACAAACUGUCAUUUCCGAUUUACAAGAUGUUGUGCUCAUCUGUCAAGGUGAAAAGAAACAAACUAAUCAUCAUCGUUCCAUGCUGUCUGAGCUAGUACGUGGCAUUAUCCCCAAAGGAUGGAAACGUUAUACAGUGCCAGCUGGCUGCACUGUUAUACAAUGGAUUACCGAUUUCAGUAAUCGUAUUAAACAAUUGCAAAAAGUCUCACAAUUGGUGUCACAAGCUGGCGCUAAAGAAUUGCAAGGUUUCCAUGUUUGGUUGGGUGGUCUUUUGAAUCCUGAAGCUUAUAUUACUGCCACUAGACAGUGUGUAGCUCAAGCUAAUAGCUGGUCUUUGGAAGAAUUGGCAUUGGAAGUCACCAUUACCGAAACUGGAGCAAAUGCCGAAUCUAAGGAUAGUAGUUUUGGUGUAACCGGCUUGAAAUUGCAAGGAGCUCAGUGCAAGAACAAUGAAUUGUUGUUGGCCUCGACUAUUAUGAUGGAUCUACCAGUUACGGUGUUGAAAUGGGUCAAAUUAACCAGCGAACAUCGUGUCAGCAAAUUGACUUUGCCUGUCUACUUGAAUUCCACACGCACAGAACUUUUGUUUACUGUUGAUUUGGCUGUAGCCGCAGGACAAGAUCCACACAGUUUCUAUGAGCGUGGUGUAGCUGUAUUAACUUCAACAGCUUUGAAUUAAAUUUAAUAAAUAUUCCUUAAACAAUUAUUUAAAAAUCUAAAUAUUCAAAAUAAUUAAAAACUUAAUAUUAUACUUGAAUUUAAAACUAAUUCCCUUUAAAUUUUGUUAACCUAUUCCCUAUUACAUACUUAAUCUAAUUAAAUUAACUAUUCCAAUGUCUAACAUUAUACAUUUUUUUUAAAUAAUUUCUUUAAAACAUUCUUAUUUCAAUAAAAAAUUAUAAAUUUUUCUUUUCAAA
Molecule: messenger RNA, 14363 nt
Organism: Lucilia cuprina (Australian sheep blowfly)
Lineage: Eukaryota; Metazoa; Arthropoda; Insecta; Diptera; Calliphoridae
Gene: Dhc64C
Product: dynein heavy chain, cytoplasmic
Exons: 21
Coding region: 131-14125 (4664 amino acids)
Biological process (GO): microtubule-based movement
Cellular component (GO): dynein complex
Molecular function (GO): dynein light intermediate chain binding; ATP binding; minus-end-directed microtubule motor activity
Source: RefSeq, a predicted model, not a curated record